This is a messenger RNA of Penicillium angulare, 1116 nucleotides long. Its product is annotated as N5-glutamine methyltransferase family protein. The record is from RefSeq and is a predicted model, not a curated record. The transcript has 2 exons. Gene Ontology annotation, cellular component: mitochondrion. NCBI's taxonomy places the organism in Eukaryota, Fungi, Ascomycota, Eurotiomycetes, Eurotiales, Aspergillaceae. The coding region runs from base 1 to 1116 and encodes 371 amino acids. Gene Ontology annotation, molecular function: methyltransferase activity; nucleic acid binding. Gene Ontology annotation, biological process: methylation.
AUGCCACGCAUAUCAACAUCUUUACUCAUUAAAGCGUAUCGAGAAAACUCACUAUUGCCGUUACUUCUUCGAGAGUGCCGCUCGCUGACAUCCGCGAGAAAUGAAUUGCGAUGGCUUCGCGAACGCGCUCUGCAUGAUAGCCAGUCAGCUUCGAGACUGACAAAGGGAUCACUAUUUGGAUGGCGGACGCGUCUCAGAUCCAUGUGCCAACGACGGUCUAAAGGGGUUCCACUGCAGUACAUUCUUGGCGACCAGCCGUUCGGCGAUUUGGAAAUUAUUUGCCGGCGAGGUGUCUUGAUUCCAAGGUCUGAUACCGAGUCCUUUACUGUGCAGGCUGCUAAGACUGUUCGUCAAAUGGCCCUAGAGCACAUGCACGAUAAUCAGGCCCCGCAAAUGGAGAAACCUCUGCGGGUGUUGGAUCUGUGCACUGGAACAGGUUGCAUAGCACUGUUGUUGCACACACUUCUUGCUCCACAAUUUAAAGAUCUUAUGAUACUUGGAGUAGACAUCAGUGAUAAUGCUCUAAAUCUGGCGCGAACCAAUUUGGAAUACAAUCUCCGACAGGGUUUGCUAUCCAAUGACGCUCUUACCCAAGUCCACUUUCAGCGUGCCGAUGUUCUUAACAGAGGACUUGGUGCUGGAUUGACGGUGAAAGAGGCUCUAGAACAACACUUCAAUGGACUGGGAGGGAAGAGCGAGCCACAUUCUGCGCUUGGGCUUGAUUUACUGAUCUCCAAUCCGCCUUAUAUCUCCACCGUGGACUUCCGGAAUGGCACUACGUCACGAAGCGUUCGACGAUUCGAGCCAGAACUAGCAUUAGUGCCGCCUGCUACUUCUAAGUCUGCAAUACUCGAAGGAUGCAAUCCGGAAGACAUAUUUUAUCACCAUAUCCUCACUCUUUCGCUCCAAUCAGUUGCCAAAACCACAGUCCUUGAGUGUGGGGAUAUAAUGCAGGCUCGCCGAGUGGUCGCUAUGCACAAGAAGAUGAUUUCACAUAAGUCAGGAUACUUUGACACGCAAAUAUGGCCAAGCUCUGAGCGAGAUUUGGCAGAAAAUGGAUUCCAUCAUAGUGAUGGAGCGCGCUGUGUUAUCAUUACAAGGCGAGAUAAUGUAUGA